GGGAGUGCCACAAAGCGAAUGCCGUGACUCUUCGUCGUGACUGUGACUGCUACUCGUUCGGGAAUCUUCGGGUGUUCUGUGAAUCUGUGACUCGGGAAUCGGGAAACGGGAAUCGGAAUCGCAGUCGCCGCCUCAUUGGAGAGUGAAGGAUUUUUCGAGUGCGGAGUGACUGCUGGGUGACCGAGUGUGGCACAGUGACCGAGUGACGUAGUGGCGCGGGGGGCAAUGAGGGAAGUUACGUAAAGACAUCCCCCACCCCGUCCAUCGUUAAACGAAAGAAACGCAACGCGCUCGAAUGCGUUACGUUGCGCAUGAGAUGGCGGCACGCAGUUCGCGCUACAUUGACUCCGACUCCGACACCGAUUCCGACGACCGCAUUCGCAUUAACAUCACCUGCCCCUCGGUCUAGUCCUUCGAGCAGUAAAGUUAUCAUUCGAGAGCGUCACAAAUUGCGCGCAUGAAAUGUUGGUGGAAUACUUUAUGGCGCUGCUCGUGAUCAUGGGAUUAAGCGCAACAUUCGACAAGCAGCAGAGGAGGCACCACCACAGUCGCAGCCACAGCCCAUACUUCGGUUUCCUUGCCUCUGCCACCGAACUCUCGAAUCUCAUUCCCGACUCGUACGAUGGCGGCCUGGAUCCGCUCUUUGACAACUCGACAAAUCGUGAGAUCAUCGCCGCCUUGGGCACAACCGCCCGCCUCCAUUGCCGUGUGCGGCAUCUGGGCGACCGGGCGGUGUCCUGGAUCCGGCAGCGGGACCUCCACAUCCUCACCAUCGGCAUCAUGACCUACACGAAUGACCAGCGCUUUCUGGCGCGCCACAUCGACAACUCCGACGAGUGGGUGCUCAAGGUGGUGUCCGUGCAGCCGCGCGAUGCCGGCGUCUACGAGUGCCAGGUGUCCACGGAGCCCAAAAUCAGUUUGGCCUACAAACUGAUGGUCGUGACUUCCAAGGCGCAAAUCCUGGCGAAUCGCGAGCUCUACAUCCAGAGCGGCAGCGACAUCAAUCUCACGUGCAUCGCCCCACAGGCACCGGGGCCCUACACGCACAUGCUGUGGCACAAGGACACGGAGCUGGUGAGCGACUCGACGCGCGGCGGCAUCCGCGUGGUGUCCGAGCAGCAGAUGAAGACCAGCAACCUGGUGAUAUCCCGCGUGCAACACACGGACUCUGGCAAUUACACGUGCUCUGCGGAUAAUUCAAAUUCCGACAGCGUCUUUGUGCAUAUCAUUAAGAGCGAACAGCACGCGGCCAUGCAGCACGAGGUGGGGGCACGUCUGGAGCUGCCACACCUCUGUCUGCUGCUCCUUUUGCUGGUGGCAGCGCUGCGACCUCUAUAAGGAGGCGCUAAGUCGAGCAGCAGCGUAUGUUCAAUGUCUGGUGCCUGGAGCCUGGAGGAUGUUACUGCCAUCAGGAGCCCAUCAGCCGCCCCAUGCCCCACAGAGGAGGCUGGCUAACGACGUCUCUCGCGUUGCAAAAUCUUUCGAGAAUCUCUUUUGUAAAUAUGUAAAUUGAGUUUUUCGGUUAUGUGGUUUUUUUUUUUUGUGUUUCUCUGCUUUAAGUAUUUUUAUACGUAAUUAAGUCGCCCUGCAUUCCGCAGAUGCAGAUACACGGAUAUACAUAUAGAAGAUAUAUAUACACACGAAAAGAUACAAAAGAUAAUACACACGAUCCGAUGAAUCGCACGGAUCGCAUCCAUAAACUAGAGAUACGCAAAAACGAAUA
Molecule: messenger RNA, 1723 nt
Organism: Drosophila persimilis
Lineage: Eukaryota; Metazoa; Arthropoda; Insecta; Diptera; Drosophilidae
Gene: dpr5
Product: hemicentin-2
Exons: 5
Coding region: 463-1338 (291 amino acids)
Biological process (GO): synapse organization
Cellular component (GO): neuron projection membrane
Source: RefSeq, a predicted model, not a curated record